Molecule: messenger RNA, 1701 nt
Organism: Triticum turgidum subsp. durum (durum wheat)
Lineage: Eukaryota; Viridiplantae; Streptophyta; Magnoliopsida; Poales; Poaceae
Source: the annotation of a GenBank genome assembly
AUGGAUCCGAUCAACGAGCCCCUUCUCUCUUCUCCGUCACAAAGAAACUGCUCCCCUAGCAAAGUUCGCUUGGGCACACCGACCUUCCUAGCCACUCUGCUUUGCUUUUGCUUCGCCGCCUUCCUACUCCUCAAUCCUGCCAGGGUGCACCUCUGCACAAACUCCCCGGACCCGGCCUCGUGCCACGCCAUCGUCGCUGACGCCGUCCUGACGUCUCCGGGCGCUCACCCGAGCCGGCCGGCGCGAGUGCUUCGCGCAAUACUCGCCAGGUCCCUCCACCAGCAUGACGCGGCCGCCGCUGCGGUGGCCGGCAUGCACGGGCGCGCCAGCGACCCGAGGCAGCGCGCGGCGCUCGCCGACUGUGUCCAGCUGAUGGAGCUCGCGCGCGACCGUCUCGCCGACGCGGCGGACCACACCACGGCGACGCCCGAGGACGCGCGUACGUGGCUCAGCGCGAUGCUCACCGACCACGUGACGUGCCUGGACGGCCUCAACAACGGGCCACCGCGCGACGCCGUGGGGGCGCAGCUGGAGCCACUCAUGUCCCUCGCGAGCGCGUCGCUCGCCGUGCUCAACGCCGUCGGCUCUUGCACGGCCGCCGACGACAUCGCUCGGGACGUGCUCGCCGAGGCAGCAGCAGACGAGCUUCCAUCGUGGGUGCCGAGUGCAGACCGUGCGCUCCUAGAAGGAUCCGGCGCCGUUCAGGCGGACGUGGUGGUGGCCAAGGACGGGAGUGGCAAGUACAAUACGGUGCAGGCGGCGGUGGACGCGGCCCCGGACCGCGGCAAGCGCCGGUACGUCAUCUACGUGAAGAAGGGGGUGUACAAGGAGAACCUGGCGGUGUGGAAGAAGAAGCGCGAGCUGAUGAUCGUCGGGGACGGCAUGGACGCGACGGUGAUCACCGGCAGCCGCAACGUGGUCGACGGCGCCACCACUUUCAACUCGGCCACUCUAGCCGUGGCGGCCGACGGGGUCAUCCUACAGGACCUCAGGAUCGAGAACACGGCGGGGCCCGAGAAGCACCAGGCGGUGGCCCUGCGCGUGAGCGCCGACCGCGCCGUCAUCAACCGCUGCCGCGUCGACGGCUACCAGGACACCCUCUACGCGCACCAGCUGCGGCAGUUCUACCGCGACUGCUUCGUCUCCGGCACCGUCGACUUCGUCUUCGGCAACGCGGCGGCCGUGCUCCAGAACUGCGUGAUCACCACGCGCCGGCCCGCGCGCGGCCAGAAGAACGCGGUCACCGCGCAGGGCAGGACGGACCCGAACCAGAACACGGGCACGUCCCUGCAUCGGUGCCGCGUCGUGCCGGCGGACGACCUGGCGCCCGUGGCCGAGGCGUUCCCGACGUUCCUCGGCCGGCCGUGGAAGGUGUACUCGCGCACGGUGUACAUGCAGCGUACCUGGGCGCGCACAUCCACCCGAGGGGGUGGCUGGAGUGGAACGGGGACUUCGCGCUCAACAGGCUCUUCUACGGGGAGUACGCGAACGAGGGGCCCGGGGCCGGCACGGCCGGGCGCGUCAAGUGGCCGGGGUACCGCGUCAUCACGGACCAGAGCGUGGCCGUGCAGUUCACCGUGGGGCAGUUCAUCCAGGGCGGCUACUGGCUCAAGGGCACGGGUGUGGCGUACGACGAUGGGCUCUGAUCCGUGGUUACUGGCCCUUCGUUUGAUGUUUGUUUACUCUUCAUCAAAUCUUUAA